AUGAUCAUGGCAAACAUAACCUCAAUGAGUGGAUUCCUCCUCAUCGGGUUUUCCCACAUUCGUGGGCUACAGAUUUUACAUGCUUUGGUUUUUUUAGUGGUGUACCUAUUAACAUUAUCAGGUAACCUCAUCAUUAUCAUCACCACCACUGUGGACCAGCAUCUCCAAGCCCCAAUGUAUUACUUCUUAAAGCAUCUUUCCCUCCUGGACGUCUGCUUCAUUUCUGUCACAGUCCCCCAGUCCAUUGACAAUUCUCUGAUGAAUGACGGCUAUAUUUCUUAUAGUCAGUGCGUACUCCAGGUUUUCAUCUUCACAUAUCUGGCUUGGUCUGAGGUGACCCUUCUCACAGUGAUGUCUUAUGACCGCUAUGCCGCCAUCUGCUUCCCGUUGCACUAUGAGAUCAUCAUGGAUCCUAGUAAGUGUCAGUGGGCUGUGAUAGCCAUAUGGUUAAGUGGAAGCAUCUCUGGAAUCUUGUUCACAUCAGCCACAUUCUCCAUCACAUUCUGUAAGGCCAAAAUAAUUCACCAGUUCUUCUGUGACAUUCCCCAGUUGCUAAAGCUCUCCUGCUCCAAUGAUUACCUUAGAGUGAUUGGAGUGUCAGUUUUCAUGUCUGUGGUGAUAUUCAUCUGCUUCAUCUGCAUUGUCAUCUCCUAUAUCCACAUCUUCUCCACAGUACUAAGAAUGCCCUCUGAGGAGGGCAGAUCCAAGGCCUUCUCCACUUGUCUGCCCCACCUCUUUGUUGUCUCAUUUUUUAUCUCCAUGGGUGCCUUUGCAUUUCUAAAACCAACUUCAGACUCUGCAUCUACUUUUGAUCUUAUGAUUUCUAUCUUUUAUACAGUCCUACCCCCGACAUUAAACCCUAUUAUCUAUGGUGUGAGGAAUGAAGCCAUGAGGGAAGCUUGCAGAAAGUUACUAUUGGGUGGACAAUUCACCAAGGAAAAAUUGUAUUUGUUCUGUUCUUGA
Chrysochloris asiatica (Cape golden mole) is the source of this 963-nucleotide messenger RNA. Its product is annotated as olfactory receptor 14J1-like. Bases 1 to 963 code for a protein of 320 amino acids. Gene Ontology annotation, cellular component: membrane. Gene Ontology annotation, biological process: G protein-coupled receptor signaling pathway. The transcript has a single exon. NCBI's taxonomy places the organism in Eukaryota, Metazoa, Chordata, Mammalia, Afrosoricida, Chrysochloridae. The record is from RefSeq and is a predicted model, not a curated record. Gene Ontology annotation, molecular function: odorant binding; olfactory receptor activity; G protein-coupled receptor activity.